AUGAUUGACCUCGCUGCUCGCCAUGCAAGCUCAAACCUGGAAAAGAAGCCUCUUGAACCCAUCUCCAAGCUUGCCCCGUUCUCCGCUCUCAUCAUUUCACUCAUACUCGUGAUCUUCUUUCUCAUUCGCUACUACAUCCUUGAGGCCUUCCUGAUCAAUCGUCUUUAUGGCCGCAUUUACACCAAUCUAGACGACAAGGACCGCCGCGGCUUCAUCAAUCAUCACAUUGCCGGUGUCACCAAAUUCAUCAUCCUGGCUAUCGCUGCCUAUCCAUUUGUCUGCAUCACCUUUGGCAAGGCAACGUUCAACUCGCUCUAUGCUCCUCACUUAAACUCAUCGGUCACUAUGGGUGACAUACUUGUCGUCAUCGCUCAGAUGUUGAUUGGAAUGUAUGUCUUUGAGCUCAUCUAUCGGGCCAAGUUGUCUCCAGUUGCGGUGUCCCAUCACAUCGGCACCAUCAUCAUCGGACAGUCGGCGAUUGCGAUUAGUUUGAAACUUGCACGUGAACCAGAUGCUGAUAUUGAGUUUAUUCUGUGCACGGUCUGGGGAGCUUUCGAUAUAGUGUCCGAAUUCUUCCCCCACGUUGCCAUCAUCCUCUAUCGCAUUUGGCCUAAUCGUCACAAGUUUCUCAGUCGGGUCUUUCUUCUGUCCUGCAUCACGACCGCAACGGGCACCACUUGUGAGACGAUUGUGACGAUGUGGCUAUUCGGUAGUCUCUGGAAUCGAUGGCAGAUAGCCUUCAAAGUGGCCACACCUCUACUGCACAUCGCAUUCUCGGCUGCCCAGCUCCACGGCAGCAUAGUCUUCUGGAAGAUGUACAGGAAGCAACGACGACUUCUUCGGGAAGAAGAAGAGGGUGCCGAUUCCUUUAAGGAAGAGAAUAUUGGCAUCGCGUUGCAUCUCUCUUCAGACUCCACGGCGCCUAUCAAUCCCCGGCUUGCUGCCGCGGUGGACAGUCGGCCAGAGACUCCGCGCUAG
Penicillium daleae is the source of this 978-nucleotide messenger RNA. RefSeq lists its product as uncharacterized. The coding region runs from base 1 to 978 and encodes 325 amino acids. The record is from RefSeq and is a predicted model, not a curated record. NCBI's taxonomy places the organism in Eukaryota, Fungi, Ascomycota, Eurotiomycetes, Eurotiales, Aspergillaceae. The transcript is spliced from 2 exons.